Molecule: messenger RNA, 618 nt
Organism: Lucilia cuprina (Australian sheep blowfly)
Lineage: Eukaryota; Metazoa; Arthropoda; Insecta; Diptera; Calliphoridae
Exons: 2
Coding region: 34-603 (189 amino acids)
Source: RefSeq, a predicted model, not a curated record
AUAACUGGUAACUGGUAUGGUAAUGAAAUCAUAAUGCAUACACAAGAUAUACCAGGCGUAUAUCGUUACGACAGUUGUGUGAUGAUAAAUUUAAAUGAUGUCACAGAUCAAAUGCGUGAUUAUUAUCAGCCCACUAGUUACAGAAGAGUAGACACAAUGGCAACAGCAUCAACCUCAUCAUCAUCAUCAUUAUCGAAUGGCCAGCAAUAUGAUGUGACUGCAAACUCUAGACACUCACAUUUUAAUACCAGAUAUUUACGUUUGAUUUGGAGCGAAAAAGAUGACAAUAUUGAGUAUAAUUUCAAUUAUACCAUGAAUCAUCCGGGUCUAUGGACAAAUGUUGGCGAACAACGCGGCUCAAUGGUGGCUCUUAAUAAAUACAGUCAAUUUACCGGCACCGUACAGGUGGUCAAAGCUGUCAGUGAUCAUUUAGUAUUGACAUUCUGUUCGAGUGAUUUACAUCAUAGCAUUUAUACGAUUGUCUUGAGUCGUGAACCUCAGGGACUGAGUCAAGAUGUAAGUAAAGAGCAAAUAAUAAUAUUGUUCAAAUUAGGUCAAUUAAUUGAUUGGUUAAUUGAUAAAUUUAUGGCAUUGUUUUUGUAACUAAUUGAGUUAUGU